AUGUCGCAGCAAAAUAGCCCGCGGGAUUCCAUCUCGGACUCCUCGGGGAGCUCCCCGAAUGCAGUUUAUAUGCUGCGCAGCGAUAAGGAGACGUCCGACCUUAUUCUCUUUGGACAAUUGGUAGCAAAACAUCAACGUUCCGCGACUGUACGAAGAGCUAGUAGUGCCUCGCUGCGCAACAAGCAGGAUUCAUUCGCUAAAAGUCAGGAUGAUCUUACUGUUCCGGUGAACCCACCGCCCGAACGCGGAUAUCGAAGAUCUUUGGAUAGUACUUACCGACAAAGCUUGGAAUCCAUCUCGGAGUAUAAACCGAAGAAUUUCGUGUCUUCGACAUCCCUGGGGCCAACACCGUAUCGAGAUAACUUGGAGUCAACUUGUUCCGAUUGUACGGAUUAUGCAACACGCAGUGCAACGGUUGAGCGUGAUGGAAUGCAUGAUAAUCGUACGUUUCAAUCGCCGAGUUCGGCGAGUUAUCUCAGUUGGAUUGAAAGUGUGAAUGCGGCCACCAUCAGCGCCACCUCUGCCACCCCAACAAAGCUACCCAACUCGGCCAAUUCCACUCUGGAUGAGAAAAACAUGGAUGUCGACAGCAAAGUGGGCGAGUGGAAUAAUUUCUGGUUGAAUUACAAUAAUCCGCACACGAGGUACAUGACCAGCCCGCAUGUCGGCAACUCAACGACGUGCGAUGAUCGCACCGGGGAUGAUGUUUCUGAUUGUAAGAGUACUUGCAGCACGCAGAGGGAGUUCAACGAGAAGCUGGCGGGCGAGCAGGUGGUUCUUACCUUUGACGAGGUGCAGGAGGCGUUGAAUUGUGCUCAGCGCGUGGUGGACAUUCUGCAGAAGGCGAUCAAGCGCAGCGACAACGACGUGGAACUAUUCAUCGAACGUGGCCGCCAUGAUUCUUAUUAUUCGACGCAUACGAUAUCAGUCAACGAAGACAGUUACCGCGAUCGUUUCUUCUCGUUUGAUGCACAAACGACACCGCGGCCAUCUUUAAAACCGCAACCCACCACACAACAACCGCAACCAACGUCGAAUAGUUGUAUAAACGCGAUAUUAAACACCGGCGUGGCGGACAUCUUGAAGCGUGUGAUCAACAAGCGUCGUGAAGUGCUCACAUCCGACGAAGGACAGAGCACGCCCCGGAGCAGCUUUUCCGAGUGGUCGUCGGGUGCUAAAUAAUAUUUAAUGAGUCACAUCAUCAAUUUUAUCAUCAAGAUACAAGAAAGCAUUAUUUAGUACAUAUUUACACUCAUUCAUAUAGUCAGUGCUCAAAUUAAUGCUAAUACGAUGUAAAGCAUGCUAAUUUAAUGAUUAUUCAACAAUUAAGACAAUCACAGAAGUAAAUAUUACUGUUUUAAAUGAUGGCGGCGUAUGGCAACCAUUUUUCUGCAAUUUUUGAUUAUGAAACUUUGUAAAAUAUUGUACCCUAUGGUUCAAACACACAAACUAAUUGUUUAUGAAUGUUGUAUUUGCGAAUAAUACGAAUUGUUUAAAUUAUUUUCGUUAUUUCCGCGCAGACAAUC
This is a messenger RNA of Dalotia coriaria, 1526 nucleotides long. RefSeq lists its product as uncharacterized. The coding region runs from base 1 to 1182 and encodes 393 amino acids. The record is from RefSeq and is a predicted model, not a curated record. The transcript has 2 exons. NCBI's taxonomy places the organism in Eukaryota, Metazoa, Arthropoda, Insecta, Coleoptera, Staphylinidae.